GUAGCCGUUAGGGAUCAACGGGUGGCAAAGACUUUUCUUUCUGCCAGUCCUCUCCCCACUAUUCUUCUCCUUAUUCAUCUCAUCCACUGUUCUCUUCCUUCCCAACACAACAACAACAACAACAACAACUAGAUAUAGAGAGAAAGCGAGGGAAAGAGAAGGAGGAGCAGAGGCGUUAGAGAGUCAGUCUCUCUCUCUCUCUCUCUAUCUCUCUCUUUUCUUCUUUUUCUAAUUUUACCUACUUGAUUUUGGGUGGUUUGAUUCAUCAGUGCUCUUCAAUUACCAAGUAAUUGGUUCAGUUCAAUUCGAUUCGGUUUUGGUUUUGCAUUUGAGCUAGCUAAUGGCUCAAUCACGGCGAUACCCAUUUCGUAACCUCCUGCUGCUCUUGUUUGUUCGUCUGCUACUCUUCCUGGUCUCCAGUACUUCUUCUGCUUCAGCGCAGCGGUGGGAUGGGGUGGUUGUCACCGCGGCGGAUUUCCAAGCUCUCAGGGCCCUCAAGAACGAAUUCGUUGAUCUCAGAGGGGUUCUCAGGAGCUGGAACGACAGCGGCUACGCCGCUUGCUCCGGCGGCUGGGCCGGCAUCAAGUGUGUCAAGGGGCAGGUCAUCGCCAUCCAGCUUCCCUGGCGAGGAUUGGGCGGCCAAAUCUCCCCCAAGAUCGGCCAGCUUCAAGCUCUCCGGAAGCUCAGCCUCCACGACAAUCUUCUCACCGGCGCUGUCCCCUAUUCCCUCGGCCUCCUCCCGCAUCUCCGGGGCCUUUAUCUCUUCAACAACCGGCUGUCCGGCUCCAUCCCUCCUCCCAUCGGCAACUGCCCCGCUCUUCAGGCUCUUGAUCUCAGCAACAACCGGCUUUCCGGCACAAUCCCUCCCAAUCUUGCAAACUCCACCAGGUUGUACAGACUCAACCUGAGCUUCAAUUCCAUCUCGGGUCCCAUUCCGGCAAGUUUUACCAAAUCCUUUUCUCUUUCUAUCCUCGCUCUCCAACACAACAACCUCUCCGGUUCCAUCCCCGAUUCCUGGGAAGCAUUUCAACUUCAAACCUUGACGCUUGAUCAUAACAUGCUCUCUGGAAGCAUCCCAUCUUCUUUGGGCAAGAUGGGCAGCCUUGAAGUGCUUAGUUUGAGUCAUAACCAGAUUGAUGGUGCCAUACCAAAUGAAUUAGGCAAUCUCUCAAAGCUUCAACUACUUGAUUUAUCGGAUAACUCCAUUGAUGGGGGCUUUCCAGCCAGUUUAUCCAACCUCCAUUCCCUUGUUUCUUUGAGUCUAGCAGACAAUCGUGGUCUGGGUAAUCAAAUCCCGGACGCCAUUAACAGAUUGCAGAAUCUUUCAGUCCUAAACUUGAAGAACAACCAUUUCAAUGGCCAUGUUCCGGCUACUAUCGGGAAUAUCUCCAGCAUCACCCAACUUGAUUUGUCUAGUAACAAUUUCACCGGAAAAAUUCCAACUACACUUGAAAACUUACCCAGCCUCUCUUAUUUCAAUGUUUCCUACAAUAAUCUUUCGGGCUCUGUUCCACCUCUUCUUUCUAAAAGAUUUAAUUCGAGUUCGUUUGUGGGGAACUUGCAACUCUGUGGAUACGAUUCGUCAACUGCGUGCCCGUCUGCCCCGCCCCAAAUUCCUCCAUCUCCAUCGCCGGAGAGUUCAACUUCAACGCAUCACCACCGCAAACUGAGCACCAAGGACAUAAUCCUCAUAGCAGCCGGGGCUCUCCUUCUGGUUCUACUGCUGCUGUGCUGUAUUCUGCUCUGUUCCCUGAUCAGAAAAAGAACAGCCACAAAAGCAAAGAAGGGCAAGGCAUCGGGUCAGGCAGCGGAUGCUGCAGGAGGCGAGAAGCCGGCGCCUGCAGUCGGGGCUGAAAGUGAAUCGGGUGGCGAAGCAGGUGGAAAACUAGUCCAUUUUGACGGUCCAUUUGUGUUCACAGCUGACGAUUUAUUGUGCGCAACCGCGGAGAUAAUGGGGAAGAGCACUUAUGGGACAGUGUACAAAGCAAUACUGGAGGAUGGCAAUGAAGUUGCAGUGAAAAGGCUUCGAGAGAAGGUGGCCAAGGGGCAGAAGGAGUUUGAGAGUGAGGCUGUCUCACUUGGGAAGAUUCGACAUCCGAAUAUAUUAGCUCUCAGAGCCUACUACUUGGGACCCAAGGGGGAGAAGCUUCUUGUCUAUGACUACAUGCCCAAUGGCAGCCUUGCCUCCUUCCUCCAUGCUCGAGGGCCUGAAACUGCGGUGACGUGGCCGACAAGGAUGAGCAUAGCCAUGGGAAUCACAAGAGGACUGUGUUACCUUCACAGCAAGGAGAACAUGGCACACGGGAACCUCACAUCGAGCAACAUAGCACUCGACGAAAAAGCAAACCCAAAGAUUGCAGAUGUUGGUCUCUCGCGGCUGAUGACUAGUGCUGCCAACACCAAUGUGAUAGCCACUGCAGGCACGCUUGGCUAUCGAGCACCGGAGCUCUCAAAGCUGAAGCACGCCAGCACGAAGACCGACGUUUACAGCCUCGGGGUGAUCAUCCUGGAGCUGCUAACAGGGAAGUCCCCCAGCGAGGCAACGGAUGGGGCUGAUUUGCCUCAAUGGGUGGCUUCAAUUGUGAAGGAGGAGUGGACUAAUGAAGUGUUCGAUGUGGAGCUUAUGAGGGAUGCUUCCAAUUCCGGCGACGAGUUGCUGAAUACGUUGAAACUAGCCCUGCACUGUGUUGACCCCUCGCCGGCGGCCAGGCCAGAAGCUCAGCAGGUUCUCCAGCAGCUGGAGGAGAUCAAGCCGGAGCUGGCGACCGCUUCUGCUGAGGAUGAUGAUGCCACUGCUACAGAACCAGCACCAAAAAGUGAUUAAUUAAUUAAUAUAAUCAUAAUAUGAUUAUUGGAUUGGUUAAUAAUAAUAAUAAUAAUAAUAAUAAUAAUAAUAAUAAUAAUAAUAGUAAUUUGUUUAUUUAUUUGGGGGGGGGGGGGGGGGGGGGGGGGUGGUGGGGGAGAGGGAGAGAUUCAGAUAGAUUGAAUUUGAUUUCUUUCGUUAGGAUAGCUUGUUCUUUAAUUCGUUUGUAUAUAUAGACCUCUCAGUUUAUUCAUUUGGAUUUGAUUAUAGGGUUGCAAUGAUGUAUUUGGUUGAUUCAGAAAGAAUAAGAAUAUUGUUUUGUAUGCUGUUUA
Molecule: messenger RNA, 3135 nt
Organism: Diospyros lotus (date-plum)
Lineage: Eukaryota; Viridiplantae; Streptophyta; Magnoliopsida; Ericales; Ebenaceae
Product: probably inactive leucine-rich repeat receptor-like protein kinase IMK2
Exons: 2
Coding region: 341-2824 (827 amino acids)
Biological process (GO): protein phosphorylation
Molecular function (GO): ATP binding; protein kinase activity; protein binding
Source: RefSeq, a predicted model, not a curated record